CUCAGUACAAGUGCCCUGCACACAGUAAGCACUCAAUAAAGACGAUUGAAUGAACCGGAGAGGGAGGGCAGCAGGCCCACGUUUCUCCAUCUUCAUGGGUGCGAUCCUGGGCCUGACCUCAUUUCAGAAAGGGCGAAGGGCAAGGGGUGCUGCUCAGUUCAGUCUCUCUCUUUUCACCCUGAAGUCUCCGUGGCAAGUCCUUGUGCCAAGGGAUGCUGCAUUUCAGUCGAGGUGAUUUGGGAGAGCUGAACGCUGGAGCCAUGGCAACGUGGUGACCGGGCCAGCCCGUCUGGACAGCGGGCGCGAUGUCCGAAGCAGCCGAGUCGCCACCGCUGCGGGGAGAUGCCCGGCCGGGAGACGGCGGCCCCGAGCCGGCGGGGGGCGGUCCAGACCUGCUGCAGCGGCUGCGCCAGUUGGAGGCAGAGAACUCUGCCCUGGCCCAAGCCAACGAAAACCAGCGUGAGACAUACGAACGCUGUCUGGACGAGGUUGCCAACCAUGUGGUGCAGGCCCUUCUGAACCAGAAGGACCUGCGGGAAGAGUGCGUCAAGCUGAAGAAACGGGUGUUUGAUCUGGAGCGGCAGAACCAGGCUCUGAGCGACCUCUUUCACCACAAACUGCAGCUUGGGCCCGGCCCCCCUCCCCAGCUCCCGCUCCAGCUGCCGCCGGACCCGGUCUCCGCCCCGCCCCCGAAGGCCGUGGACGGCCCGGGCCCCCCGUCGCCCCUAACUCUCCCCACCGGCCAGAAAGAGACGCCCGCGGAGCAGCCGGCACCCCCCGCGGGCCCGCUGGACGCGCUCUCGCCCUUCCUGAAGAAGAAGGCCCGGAUCCUGGAAGAGCUGCGCAAGCUGGAGGAGGCGGACCCCUUGCUGGCAGACCCCCUGCUGGGCCACCCCCCGCCCAGCCCGUGGGGCGACGCCCGCCGCUGGCCCGGGGACCCCCACCCAGGCGCCCCCGACCGUCCGCCCAAGGGCCCGGCCGUGGGAGGGGGCCAGAGGUGGAGGGCAGGCGAGAGUGCCGGUGUCCGCUCCCCGGAGCCGGGCCCCGCCCCCCUGCCCGCGCCCGAGCCCUGGGCCGCCUGCCUCCUCCUGGCCCAGAGCGGCCUGGGGGACCUGCUGCGGUGGACGGGCGGCGCCGCGGGCCGGGCUCGGCCGGUCCCGUCGCCGGGCGGGGACGAAGGGGAGGGGGAGGAGGAGGAGGAAGAGGAAGAGCAGCCGGCCAGCAGCAGCUCCUCCUCCUCCUCCUCCUCUUCCUCUUCCACCUCGUCCUCGUCCCCGGCCUCCUCUUCUCCGUCCUCGUCGGCGGACGAGGCGGCCGAGCCUGGCGAGGCCCCGACGCCGGCCGGCCUGCUCGGGGCGCUGGCCGAGCGGAAGCUGCGGCUGGGGCAGCUGCUGGAGGACACCGAGUCCUACCUCCACACCUUUCUGUGCGACGGCGGCGGCGGGCCGGCGCCCCGGCCCCUCCCCGCGGACCCCGCCCUCACCUACCUCCUGGGCCGGUCCCCCACCCCCGGCCCCGAGGAGGGGGCCCCCGCCUCCAGGGCCAAGGCGGACCGGGGCGCCGGCCCCCUCGAGCCCCCGCACCCUCCCGCCGGGGGCCCCGGCCGGGUGAAAAGCAAACUCCAAACGAGCCCCCCGUCCCCGGGCGACGUCCGGCCGCCCCUGCUCCCCUCUCCCUCCAAGGCCCUCAAGUUCCUGAAGCUGCCGGCCCCGGGGCUGGAGCACGUGCUGCCGGGCCCCCUGCCCGUCCCGCUCCCGGCCCCGGCCCCCUGCCAGAGCCCCUGCCAGGCCCCCGGCCCGGCCCCGCGCCUCAGCCCCCAGCUGCCCCGCGGCUCCAAGAUCCCCUGCCGGAACGGCAGCUCCGAGCUCUUCCACUCCCCGCUCCUCGGCCGCAGGGCCCCGGACGCCGACCUGUCCCCGGAGGGGGCCGGCCCCGCCCCGCCCCCGGCCCCCAGGCUCGCCCGGACACCCGCCGUCUCCCCGGAUCCCCGCAGCCGGUCUGGCCCCGCCCCCUACGAGAACGUCCCGGCCCUGUCUCCGGGUCCCUUUCCCGGUCCCCCGGCCCGGGCCCCGCCCGUCUCCCCCUGCGGCGCGCCCCCCGCCCGCGAGGGGCCCGAGCCGGUCCCCCCGCCCGGCCCCCGCCAGCCGGGCCCCUGCCCUUACCCCUGCGGCGGCCCCGAGGGCCCGGGCGGCGAGCAGGCGGGGCCGGGCUCCCCUCAGCGUGGCGGCCGCGACCCCGCCCCCCACUCCCUCCCCAAGAAGCCGGGGAACGGCACCGGGAGACGCGGCCAGGAACCGGCCCACCUGCCCUUCCGCGAGAGGCUGACGGCGCUGGGCAGGCAGAAAGCCGGGCUGGAGCCCGCGCCGGCCUCCGCCCCCGCCCCCUCCCCCGACAAGCCCGCCGGUGACAGGGCCCGGGCCCCCGGGAGGCCGAGCCCCGGGGACGCCCCCUCCACGUCCCCCCGGGCGGCGCCCCCGGGCAACGGCAGCCUCAAGGUCCCGGACCCCGGCCCCCCGCCGGGCGGCUACUCCUCUCUCACCGCGGACGGCCCCCGCCCGGACUCGGACCCCGCCCCGGCCCGGGGCUGCCCGACCAAAGCGGAGCCGGCCAAGAACCGGCCGACGGGGGCGCCCUGCCCCCCGGCCCCCCCGCCCCCCCGGACUCCCAGCAAGCUCCCGCCGCCGGCCCCCGGCCCCGGCCGAGCCAGCAGGAGCCCCCACGGGAGCCCCACCAAGCUGCCUUCCAAGUCCCCCACCAAGGCGGGGCCCGGCCCGGCGCCCCCGCCCAGGCCCGACGAGACCAAGACCAAGGGGCCCCCGGGGGGCGGGCGCAGGGGUGCCCCCUGCCCAGACUGGCCACCCCAGCCCCCGGCCCAGCCCCCGGGCCGGCCCCCGGCGGGACCUGGGAGCGAGGGCCCGGGCCCGGCGCUGCACUCGGCCAUCGAGGAGAAGGUGAUGAAGGCCAUCGAGGAGAACGUGCUUAGGGGUCAGGGCCGCCCGCCGGGGCCCGAGCCCAAGCCCAAGAACUCCAGCAGCCUGGCCAGCUGGUUCGGCCUCAAAAAGAGCAAGCUGCCCGCGCUGAGCCGGCGGGCGGAGCCCGGCAAGGGCAAGGACGAGCGGCGGGAGGCCGGCGCGGGCCCCGGCGGGGGCGCCGGCUCCCCGCUCAGCAAGGAGGUGAAGCUGGCCGCCCGCAACCUGGAGGCAGAGAGCCUGAACAUCUCCAAGCUCAUGGAGAAGGCAGAGGACCUGCGUCGUGCGCUGGAGGAGGAGAAAGCCUACCUGAGCGGGCACGCGCUGGACAAACCCCGCCCGCCCCGCUCCCGCGCCCACGCGCACGACGUCCUUCUGGAGCAGACCCAGCACCAGCUGACCGUCAUGUACCAGGAGGUGGCCGCCGACGCCUUCAUGCAGCAGCUGCUCAACAGGGUGGACGGGAAGGAACCGCCUUCCGAGAACUGGCGGGAGCCCAAAGUGGACAUCCCCGACGCCAAGGCCCCCUGGUCCCCCCGUGGCCCCCGCAACGGGCUGAUCGGCCCCCCGCGAGCCUGCGAGGAGCCACCCGGCGAGCCGGGCCUGGAGGUGGGGAGCCGAGAGGACGUCCCGUCCGACGACAGCUUGGCCGACUCGGUGCCCUGCCAGCACUUCACAGCCUGCGGCUCCCUGACGCGCACUCUGGACAGCGGCAUCGGGACCUUCCCGCCCCCGGACUACUGCGCCGGGACCCCCGGCAAGAACCCGCCCCGCCUGAAGCCGCGGCCGGAGCCGCCCCCGCCCCCCGGCCCCGGCCCGUUCCCGGCCCCCGCCGGCGCCCGCCCCGCGGCCCUGACCAAGGUCCCGCGCCGCGCCCGCACGCUGGAGCGUGAGGGCGGCCCGGCCGUGGAGGAGCUGCUGGCGGCCGGCCGGGGCCGCAGCGUGCCCGCCUUCCACGCCCUCCUCGCCCAGCCCGAGCCCACCCUCCGGACCCGCGCCCCCAAGGCGGGCGUUGACGAACCGUGCGGGGGUCCGGGCCGUCAGCGGCAGGCCCAACCCUCCAAGAACUGGACCUUUCCCAACGCGCGCGCGGCCGUGAGCGCCGCAGACGCCUUCCUGUGCCCGCAGCACCCGCUGGAAGCCCUGCACGGCGCCCCCACGGCCUCCGCGUCGGAGAGGAGCCGGCUGUCGGAGUCGGGCCGCCUGCUGCCGCCGUCCCCGGGCUCGGGUUCGGGGGGCUGCGGGGGGUCGGGGCAGGGCGGGACCCCCAGGGGCUCGGCCACGGGCUCGGACGGGCCGGGCCGGGAGGACGGGGCGGCGGGGGCGCGGAGCCAGGCCGGGCUGGAGCACUCAGAGUCCCUCAGCGACUCCCUCUACGACAGCCUGUCCUCCUGCGGGAGCCAGGGGUGACCGUCGGGGGACCCCCCGCCCCCUCCACCGCCGGCCGGGCCUGCCGCCGCCGGGCCUGCCGCGGGGCCGGGCCUGCUCCCCGCUGGCAGCUCAGGGACUCAGCCCAGCCCAGCCCCCCACAACUCUACCACAGGGGGUUGGGGGCGAGGACACAAGUUGGUUGUGGUGCUGGACCCCCACCCCUCACCC
This is a messenger RNA of Ornithorhynchus anatinus (platypus), 4568 nucleotides long. RefSeq names its product NCK associated protein 5 like (gene NCKAP5L). The record is from RefSeq and is a predicted model, not a curated record. Gene Ontology annotation, biological process: microtubule depolymerization; microtubule bundle formation. NCBI's taxonomy places the organism in Eukaryota, Metazoa, Chordata, Mammalia, Monotremata, Ornithorhynchidae. The transcript has 15 exons. Gene Ontology annotation, cellular component: microtubule plus-end. The coding region runs from base 306 to 4379 and encodes 1357 amino acids.